Messenger RNA from Arvicanthis niloticus (Nile rat), 3069 nucleotides. It is a transcript of the gene Macir, whose product is annotated as macrophage immunometabolism regulator. NCBI's taxonomy places the organism in Eukaryota, Metazoa, Chordata, Mammalia, Rodentia, Muridae. The record is from RefSeq and is a predicted model, not a curated record. Gene Ontology annotation, biological process: negative regulation of fibroblast migration; negative regulation of cytokine production involved in inflammatory response.
GUGUGUGUGUGUGUGUGUGUGUGUGUGUGUGUGUAAGGAGGGGCUGGGAACACUGGAGAUAACUGGCGCUGAACUUUUUCAUCCUUCCAAGAGGAGUAAUUAUGGACACAACAACAUUGUACCCUGUUAGCCGCUCCUCGCCGAAAGAGCCGAUGCUGCACAAAAUCUCCGUGGUUUCAAAACUCCGUUUUAUGUUGUUGUUUUGUUCUGUUUUGUUUUGUUUUUAUCUCAAAAUGCCACUGUAUAAUUUGAGGUGGCGGGUGCUUUACGGUGGUGCAACAAGGUAGACACUAAGGAUUGGAAACGACUCUUUCACAAAGUUAUUCUCCCAAUUAGUUCAAAACGUAGUUAUUAUCCCAGAAGCUUUGGGCUACAGUCUGUGCUUAGGUUAUUCUAAUGAAUGGAUGUUCUGCUGAACAUUUGGGUGUUUUUAUUCUGAUACCUUGGAUUUAAAAACCAAACUGACAGGAUGAAAUGUGAGCAUUCAUGACUACGGCGACUACUCAACUUUGUAUCUGGAGUAGAGCAGAAAAAUUAUUAUGCCUGUGCUCCCUUGGGACUCUUUGAAACUUGCACAGUGACAUCAUCUGGGAUUUAGUCUGGAGUGUGCAGCCUGGUGCCUAAGAUGGAAGUAGAUAUAAAUGGGGAGUCCAGAAGUACCCUGACCACCCUGCCCUUGCCUGUGGCUGAGGGGAGCUCUCCAGGAAAAGCAGAGGCAGAGAAACCCCGCUGCUCUAGCACACCGUGCUCACCCAUGCGUCGGACUGUGUCUGGUUAUCAGAUCCUCCACAUGGACUCUAACUACUUGGUUGGCUUCACAACUGGUGAGGAACUCCUGAAGUUAGCCCAGAAGUGCACAGGAGGGGAAGACGGCAAGGGAGAAGCCAUGCCUCCCUUGCGUGCUAAACAGCUGGACGCAGGACUCUCGCGCUCCUCUCGUCUGUAUAAAACUAGAAGUAGGUACUAUCAGCCAUAUGAGAUUCCAGCUGUUAAUGGCAGGAGGCGAAGGCGGAUGCCCAGCUCAGGAGACAAGUGCACCAAAUCCUUACCUUAUGAACCUUAUAAGGCCCUCCAUGGGCCCUUGCCUCUAUGUCUUCUUAAAGGUAAGAGGGCUCACUCCAAAUCCCUGGACUACCUCAAUCUAGAUAAAAUGAACAUCAAGGAGCCAGCUGACACAGAAGUGCUACAGUACCAGCUUCAACACCUGACCCUCCGAGGGGACCGAGUGUUUGCUAGAAAUAAUACAUGAAUGACUUGCUCAGAGUUUAAACCAUUUUAGGUCAGCCUGUACUUGGCUAGAGAAAAAUCUACUGUUGUACUCUGUACAUGACCCUUCACGUUAGAGAUGGUUAUAUCAGCUAAGCGUUCCCGGAACAUAAAAAUUGUUUGGAUCGAGUUUUGGAUACAGGAAUGAAAUCACAGGUACUUGGGGCGGGGCGGGGGGAUAUCAUUCUAGAGCACGCAACUGCAAAGAAAACCGAAUGUUGACCGUUAGUUUGCAUAGCUUUUUACCUAGGAAAAGGCCUUGGUGCAGUAAUUUCACCUUUAUGAUUCUGACACCCAAAUUGGGAAUGUUAACCUGCUUGGUUGUUGCUAACUUGGUAUGAUUCAUUAGAAAUUUAUAUCGAAGUACCCAGUGCUUCUUGGAUCUCUGUAUUUUACUAUAAAAUGUAUGUAAUGAUUUGUCGUAUGAAAUUCGGAGCUUGAACAUGGCUGAACUGGACCACUUUUUAUUUUUAAAUAUUGAGUUUAAAUAUUUUAUAACUGGUUUUGCACUGAAAACAAUUAACAUUUCAGAUAAUUAAGAGAAUAAUCUUUCUUCACUUGCCUCAAUGAUAAUAUUGAGCAAUGGAUUUUUUUUUUUAUUUCCGCAUGGAAAGUUACUGAUCUUUAUGGCUGUAAAAUAUUCCUUUCUAGCAUUAUUAAAGUGUGUCUUAAUAAAAUUAAAUUUGGGAUACAAAGUAUUUAUUUUAUGAUGGGUGAGUGGGUGGGGCGCUUUUCCAAAAUGUUUCCGAUACAAACUUUUCAUCAGUUGGAAACAUUUCCUUAGUGCUUAUUACCAAUUUAAAUUCCACAUGGAACUUGAAGACAGGAAGGAGUCUCCCCACUGGGUUGUCAGUAUAAUGCUGCUUGCUUCUUUACUUCCUAUGAGUAUGGCUCAGGCAGGGAGCUCCUCCUGAUUUUGACUAUCAAAUGCUUAAACUAAAGAUGAAGUGAUACUGCUUGGCCUAGGGUUGGGUCAGAGAACUUUCCAGGCUCAGUUCUCUGCAGUGUGGCACUCAUCAAAAUUUUAGUUUCGGGAUUAGCCUGGGGGCCCAACGUGCUCCCAGUUUUACUGGGCUAAUCCUGGAUUACCUAACAGUUUAUGUCUGUCACACUGGUUUAAUUUGUUGAUAAAGAUACACUUCCUUGCCUUUAGUAACAGAAGCAACUCAACUAUUCUUGACCAUAAAUGUAUGUAACUUUCCUUUUGUAAACAUUUCUGUUUCUUUUAUUCAGUCUUAAAGGUGCAAUUUAUUACUGAUUUGGCGUUUCUGGCUAUAGAACUACAUAUUUUAUGUUUUCUUUGGGGGCUCUGUGAGUUUCUAAGGGGUUAGCAGUCUUGCUUAUAAAAUAAGAACAUUUUUAAUUGACUACGGGGCCAUUCCUGGAACAGUCAUGACUUUUAACUCUGUCCAGAAUGAAUGGCAAACUUUCUUUAGAGCAGAAUAACUCUUAGAAACCCCAGGAACUCUUCAUAGAGAGGCAGCUGUGUUGGCAACGUGUAGGAGAGAGCUUUGGAGAUGCUGGCUCCCAGCUUACUGAACUAGUCAGAGUUUUCAGUGGCUGGAAAGUUCCUGCUGUUGUCUAUUCUAAAGUAAACUGCACCUUUGUAACAUAUUGUAUUGAUGAAUGAUCACUAAGAUAAACUAUAUCUAUACAGUCAUUAGUUUGACAAGUAAUAGAAUCCUGUCAGAUGCCAAAGAGUUGGGAUUUUUACAUUUAAUGAUUAAACACCGUUAUUUAUUGAUGAUUUACUCUCUGGAACUGUGUUAUUUCUAACUGAAAUAAAAGGGUGAUCUAAACAUA